GACAACUGGAAUGCGGAUCCCCACGUGAUUGUACGGCUUCGGCAGCCGGGAUUGGGCAGCUUUUAUGCUUUUGGAGCGCGCCGUGCACUUCUCCUCCUCCCCCCACGGUCGACACAUACUACGCCCCGAGCAGAGCGCCUUUUACGUCGCCGCCGUCGCCUCUGCGAGAUAAUUGUCGGCGGGUCGCGUGCCGUGGCAAUUGCCGAACCCAAGGAUCUCACGCCGCGCAGUCGGCUGACCUCCUGAGCAACACGUAAAAGCUGUAACGACAACCCAAGCUCCUCGGUCGCCAACGCCCACCAACGGUUCCUCACCAGCCGUCGCCACUCUUUUCCUCGACGGUGAAGUUGCAGGAUGCCCUCGGGAUCGCCACUACCUUCUCCGAUGGCCUUCGUUCGUUCCUCCACAUCUUCCAAGUCCCUCUUCAGGAAGAAGAGCGCGCAGUCCCUCCCCUCGUCCGCGGCGAGCUUGUUGUCGGCUGUCUCACAGGCCGACGCACAAGCACGCGCCGCGGGGAGGCCAGCAAGCACGACCAGCACGGUCCCCGCGCUCACCAUGUCCUCAGGAGCGUCGUUCUCGUCCGCGGGAACGGCUAUGGAUGUCGACGACAACGAAGACGGCCUGGCGUACCCGAUCCGCUCCCCUCCUACUUCGGAGCAGGUGUUCACGACCGCACACACUGAGUUCGGUCACUGCGCCAACGAGGAGUACCGCUCCGCAUCCGCUCACGAUGAGUCCGUACACGGCGUCCCCGAGAUGGAUCCUCCCUACUUCAUCCUCAUGACCACCUACAUCUCGUACCUCCUGCUCAUCGUCCUCGGUCACGUACGUGACUUCUUCGGCAAGCGUUUCUACCCCAAGUCCUACGAGCAUCUCGUACCCGUCAACGGCUACGCGCCGCUCACGUCGGAUUUCGACUCUUUUUACACGCGCCGUCUGAAGACGCGUCUGCUCGAAUGCUUCACCCAGCCGGUCACUGGCGUCGCCGGACGCACGAUCAAGUUCAUCGACCGCUACUCCACCGACUGGAAUGAGACCAUGAUCCACCCCGGCACGACUACCCGCACACUCAACAUCUCGUCCUACAACUACCUUGGCUUUGCUCAGUCCCUUGGUGGCUGCGCUGACGCUGUCGAGGAGUCCCUUCGUCGGUACGGCAUCGCUUCCUGCGGUACGCGCAUGGAGGGCGGCUCCAGCGAGCUGCACAACCAGGCGGAGGCCCUCGUUGCCCGCUUCGUGGGCAUGGAAGACUCUGUCCUCUCUUCAAUGGGCUUCGCGACCAAUUCUGGCCUGAUUCCGGCGCUCGUCGGCAAAGGCUGCCUAGUUAUCUCGGACGAACUCAAUCACGCAUCCAUCCGCUUCGGUGUCCGCCUCAGCGGCGCCCACGUUCGCAUGUUCAAGCAUAACGACAUGAACGCCCUGGAGAAGCUCCUUCGUGAGGUUAUCAGCCAGGGUCACCCGAAGACGCAUCGUCCCUGGAAGAAGAUCCUGGUCAUCGUCGAGGGUCUGUACAGUAUGGAGGGCGACAUGGUGAAGCUACCGACUCUGAUUGAGCUCAAGAAGCGCUACAAGUUCAACCUUUUCGUUGAUGAGGCACACUCCGUCGGUGCCCUCGGUCCUCACGGCCGUGGCGUUUGCGACUACUUCAACAUCAACCCCCGUGAAGUCGACAUCCUGAUGGGCACGUUUACGAAGUCCUUCGGCGCUGCUGGUGGCUACAUUGCCGCCAACAAGCCCAUCAUCGAUAGCAUUCGUCAGCAUGGCCACCUGGGCACGUACGCCGAGUCCGUCGCGCCGCCCGUCCUGAUGCAGGUCAUUGCCAGCAUGGCCAGCAUCAUGGGUGUUGCACCUCCCGUCCACAGCCCCUCCCCUUCGCGUGGCGCCGUCGCCAAGAUCCCCCAGGACGACGGCUACCAGCACCCCGGCCCCAUUUCCCCUGCCAUUCUCCCGUCCUGGCUUUCCCUCCCGCCCGCGCUCGCCUCCGGCGUCGAAGGCCAGGACCGUAUCCGCCGCCUUGCCUUCAACUCGCGCUACCUGACCGUCGGCCUGCACCUGCUCGGCUUCAUCACGUACGGGCACCCGUUCUCGCCCGUCGUGCCGCUCCUGCUCUUCCACCCCGGCAAGAUGCUGCUGUUCCAUCGCAUGAUGCUGUCGCGGAAGACGCCGAUCUGCACCGUCGUCGUCGCGUACCCGGCCACGGACCUCGUGACGUCGCGCGUGCGCUUCUGCGUGAGCGCGGCGCACACGAAGGAGGAUAUCGAUACCGUGCUCGUCGCGUGCGAUGAGAUUGGCGACUGGCUGAGCUUGAAGCAGGGGAUUCCGAAGUCGGAGCGGCUGCCGGUGAAGGAGAUCAUGGAGCGCGCAACGGAGUUGGUGAAUGAAUACAGGUUCGACGAACACUAGAUGGUCUUUCAUUGAACACUGGGUGCACUGUCAAGUGUGCUUGUAGGGUUGUAGGGCCUUGUCAGGCGCGGGGCGCUGGCUUGCGAUUUAUAGAUCUUACUCUAAGAAAGAGGUGUCGUCGAGAUGCUUUGUUCGUAUAUACCCUCGCGAUUAAUUGCAAACAACUACCGUGCACUUCUUGUGCAUGGCCCACAAUCG
This is a messenger RNA of Schizophyllum commune H4-8, 2601 nucleotides long. Its product is annotated as PLP-dependent transferase. Gene Ontology annotation, cellular component: serine palmitoyltransferase complex. Gene Ontology annotation, biological process: ceramide biosynthetic process; sphingosine biosynthetic process. The transcript has 3 exons. Gene Ontology annotation, molecular function: serine C-palmitoyltransferase activity; pyridoxal phosphate binding. The coding region runs from base 355 to 2403 and encodes 682 amino acids. The record is from RefSeq and is a predicted model, not a curated record. Lineage: Eukaryota; Fungi; Basidiomycota; Agaricomycetes; Agaricales; Schizophyllaceae.